UUGGGCCUGUCAAUUUUUGUCAACAGAAAUUUUUAUCAGUAGUGCGUUUUUAUCAUGGCAGGGUCCACCAGCAUUGAUGAUUUAGUUCAAUCAGUCAGUUUACACAAACUCUGUCCCCUCUAUUUCCAUGGUUGUAUAUUCCCUUUCAUAUUUUUGUACUCGGGGUGGGUUUAUCUGUGGUUAUUUGUUUACGGUCUUGAAGAGUUACAGGAAAGUGGAUACAUCGGAAUCGCUGUGAUAGCAGUCUGCCAAAUCCUCAGUUGUCUGGCCUGUUAUUGGUCUGUGCAUGUCCAGAGCUUUUUUGCCUGUAAUAGGGUUAAAAAUAUAAAAUCAGCAACAAUCGCAAAAGUUAUUCCAACAGCCAACAAUGGAUCAUCAGAAAUGGUCACCUUGCACCGAUACAUGGAUGAAAAGAAACAAGAAGAGCUAAUUUGGUUCCUAUUCCAGAAAACGAAAUACUUGUAUGAUGAGGAAAAGAAGCAAUUUAGGAAUUUACAGUUUCCUGUGCAUAAAAAAUUCAGUCAGUACAUUGAUUGGAAAGGCCUUCAAGAUGAUGUUGAAAUCAAGAGAACGGGUGACAUUUUUGGAAAGAAUGAGCUCGAAAUGGUUGUGCCAGAAUUUCGGGAGCUCUUCAUCGAGAGAGCCACUGCGCCUUUCUUUGUUUUCCAAAUAUUCUGUGUUGCCCUUUGGUGUCUUGAUCGCUACUGGUAUUAUUCUCUUUUUACCCUCUUCAUGCUUGUUUUAUUUGAGAUUACUCUUGUGCAACAGCAACUGCGAAACAUGGCUGAAAUCAGAAAAAUGGGGAACAAACCUUACCCUUUACAAGUGUAUCGAAAUAAAAGAUGGCGCUCCAUUCUCAGCGAUCAGUUGUUACCAGGAGAUAUUGUAUCAAUAAUGCGAUCACCUUCUGAUAAUCCAGUGCCAUGUGACCUACUCCUUCUUCGAGGACCUUGCAUUGUGGAUGAAAGCAUGUUGACAGGAGAAUCAGUGCCACAAAUGAAGGAGCCCUUAGAAAAUGCUGAUCUGAAGGAAGAUCUAAAUAUUGAAACAAAUGGAAAGUUGCAUGUAAUUUUUGGUGGUACUAAAGUUGUGCAGCACACUCCACCAAGUAAAACCUCUGGAGGACUGAAAGCUCAUGACAAUGGUUGCAUAGCCUACGUUUUGCGAACAGGAUUUAACACAGCGCAAGGAAAACUUCUCCGCACAAUUUUAUUCGGUGUGAAGCGAGUCACUGCUAAUAAUCUAGAAACUUUUGGCUUCAUUCUGUUCUUACUGGUAUUCGCCAUUGCUGCUGCAUCAUAUGUUUGGAUCAAAGGAUGCGAGGAUCCCAAACACAAUCGCUACAAGCUGUUCCUGGAGUGCACUCUCAUUUUAACGUCUGUGGUUCCUCCUGAGUUACCUAUUGAGCUUUCUCUUGCUGUUAACACAUCUAUUCUAUCACUUACAAAGUUAGGUGUGUUUUGCACAGAACCUUUCCGUAUUCCUUUCGCUGGGAAAGUGGAAAUUUGCUGUUUUGACAAAACUGGAACGUUAACAAGCGAUAAUCUUGUUGUAGAAGGCAUUGCUGGAAUUGGUAAAACGCCGAAAGCUGUCAUCCCAAUUAAUGAGGCGCCAAAUGAAACAGUACAUGUCUUAGCAACCUGUCACUCACUUGUUCAGCUCGAUGAAGGUUUGGUUGGUGAUCCAUUGGAGAAAGCAACUCUAACUGCCAUUGAUUGGCAAUUGACUCGAGGAGAUGCUGUGAUACCAAAACGAACGACAAAAUACACCACAGGACUUAAAAUUUUCCACCGAAACCAUUUCUCAUCAGCUCUUAAGCGAAUGUCUGUUGUCGCUGGCUACAUGCAACCUGCAGCCACAGACACAUUGUUCAUCGCUGCAGCUAAAGGAGCCCCAGAAGUUUUGAAACCAAUGUUCAAAGAUCUUGACCCCUCGUACGAUGAAGUGUAUCUGGAACUAUCCCGACGUGGCGCCAGAGUGCUUGCUCUAGGAUGGAAACAACUUGGUCGGAUUAGUCCACAACAAGCCAAAGAUAUCUCAAGGGAAGAUCUUGAGAAUAAGCUUCACUUUGUUGGAUUCAUCAUCAUCUCUUGUCCUCUGAAAACAGACUCCAAAGCAGCGAUACGAGAGCUUGUUCAUGCUUCACAUUCAGUUAUGAUGAUUACAGGUGACAAUCCACUAACUGCUUGUCAUGUGGCAAAAGAACUUCAGUUCACGUCGAAGAAAGGAAUACUCGUAUUGAAAGAAUGCGAUGAUGGUACUUGGAAAUGGGAGACGAUUGAUGAGAGUUUUUCUGUCAAUUUCCCACAGCCAGAAGAUGUUGUGAGAAAGAUUAUUAAGCGCUACGACUUUUGCCUGACGGGAGAGGGCUUGGUUCACAUGAUCAAAAAUCACAAGAGUCUCUUCCAUCUAAUCCUGCCUCAUGUUGCUGUUUUUGCAAGAGUUGCCCCCACCCAGAAAGAGUUUGUCAUAACAACCCUGAAAAGCGUUGGCUUCACAACACUCAUGUGUGGAGAUGGAACCAAUGAUGUUGGUGCUCUGAAACAUGCAGAUGUUGGCGUGGCAAUCAUAUCAAAUGCUCCUGAAAGAAUGCCGGAGAAGAAAAAGCAUGUAGUGCCAAAAGAAGUUUCACCUUCACGACCAUUCCGCGAACCUUCUCACCAUAGACAAUCAUUCAACCAUCAGCUGAAUUCACGGAUGAACAAAAUGCUUAAAGAAAUCAAUGAAGCUGAUCAACCGCAGUUUGUGAAACUAGGUGACGCAAGUAUUGCGGCUCCAUUCACUAGCAAACUCUCAUCAAUAAUGUGUAUAUGUCAUGUAAUCAAACAGGGGCGCUGUACAUUAGUAACAACUCUUCAAAUGUUCAAAAUUCUUGCUUUGAAUGCACUGAUUUUAGCGUAUAGUCAGUCAGUUUUGUAUAUUGAGGGUAUUAAGUUUAGUGAUGUACAAGCAACCAUCCAGGGUCUACUCCUGGCUGCGUGUUUCCUGUUCAUAUCUCGGUCAAAACCUCUGAAGGUGCUGUCGAAAGAGAGGCCGCUGCCAAAUAUCUUCAACCUUUAUACAAUUUCUACAGUCAUGCUGCAGUUUUUUGUUCACUUUGCUUGCUUGAUAUUCCUCGUCCAACAAGCAAGCCUCAUAUCGCCUCCGAAGAAAAGUGAUGCGCCUAAAGUGGAAUCACCAGAUGCUGAGGAGGAAGUACCUUUUGAAGCUAGUCUUCUUAAUAGUGCUGUAUAUAUUAUUGCAAUGACUCUGCAAAUAGCAACUUUUGCCAUCAACUAUCGGGGGCACCCAUACAUGGAAAGUUUAGUUGAAAACAGGCCACUAUUAUGGAGUAUAGUUGGCUCAGCUGGUGUUGUUCUAGCUUUGGCAAUGGGGCUUUUCCCAGAUAUAGCAGCUAAAUUAGAAAUUGUUGAUUUUCCCUCGGAUGUAAGUAUCACUCAUCUCAAAGCUAAGACUUCCAUCAACAAGUGUGUUAUAAUCAGUCAAACUUGAGAUGAUUCGUCCUGU
Bemisia tabaci is the source of this 3507-nucleotide messenger RNA. NCBI's taxonomy places the organism in Eukaryota, Metazoa, Arthropoda, Insecta, Hemiptera, Aleyrodidae. The record is from RefSeq and is a predicted model, not a curated record.